Seminavis robusta is the source of this 828-nucleotide messenger RNA. Lineage: Eukaryota; Bacillariophyta; Bacillariophyceae; Naviculales; Naviculaceae. The record is from the annotation of a GenBank genome assembly.
AUGGCAGAGGAGAUCACGUCCUUACCCGGGGAUGCACUUAUUGCAGUCUUGUCGUUCCUUCCAACCUUUUGCGAUGUGGCAACUUGUUUUGCGAGCUGCCGCACCUUUUUCGAAUGUCGUGACGACCCAAUUCUCUGGAAGAAUCUCUGCCACUCACUUCUGCCUUUUUACGCCAGAUGCUCGUUUCGGAGGGACAGCGGCGAGGUAUUGCAAUGGAAGGAGAUUUGCCAAACCUUUGGAAAUCCAAGUGUGACAAAGAAUUCGCCGAUCGUCAUUUGGUUGCAAAUGGCACCACCUCAACAGAUCAGCAACCACGAGACGUCCAUGGAGGCGCGCGUCACAAUCUUCAACGCGGACAAAGUGCACCCCAUCAAGCUCAGUGUCGGGUACCAAUUUAUGUACUGGAAGCGUGUGGACCUUGCCACGGGCAAAUUUCUCUUUUGCGGGGAAAAGGCAUUCCAUCAGAUCCAUCCUCGAGCCUUUUUGCGAGGGGGGACGCUUGCUCCCGGAGGCAGGGCUGUACGGGAAAUCACAACGACACUCGAUCCAGGAGGGCGCUUUGAUUUUGACCCCUUCGAAUUGAUCUAUAGUCGCCAUCGACUUGAGUCCUUUCUCGAAGCCGGGGUUGGCAGCCAGUACUACCAUUUGCGCUCGACGUUGCCAAAUGCGAGCCGACGCGGCCCAUUCCAGAUACGGUGGGCUACACGGUGGAAAAAAGAAGGAGAUCGCAGGGAAGGAGAUGAUGACGGUGGCAUUUAUUGUUCUAACCCAGUGCCUUGGGAAUCGGCGAUGCAGCCAUCCGGAAUCUUUAAAGAAAAGGCAGACUAG